AUGUCGGGCUUUGGCGACUUCACCUGGAUCUGCGAGAAUGCGCCGCUGCCGCUGUGCGCCUCGGUCGGUCCACGGCUCGCCGGCGUCGGCCACGUCGGAAUCGAGCCCUCAUGCUACGCGCGCAACAUCGAGCUGGCCAACACCAUCAUCUUCGAGGGCGCCGCCUCAGCCACGCACAUCUUUGCGCUUUUCAUGACGGUCGUCAUGAUCUUGCACGUCCGCUCCAAGUUCACCGCCGUCGGACGUCGCGAGAUCUUGACCUUUUUUUAUCUCUACAUGCUGCUGUCGUUCUUCUCGCUCGUUGUUGACGCCGGUGUCGUGCCGCCCGGGUCCGGCCCUUACCCGUACUUUGUCGCCGUGCAGGGCGGCCUGACGAGCGCACUCGUCACGUGUCUGCUCAUCAACGGCUUCGUCGGAUUCCAGCUGUAUGAGGACGGCACGCCGCUCUCGGUGUGGCUGCUACGCAUGUGCUCGCUCGUUGCGUUUGCUAUUACCUUUCUUGUCGCCAUCGGCACCUUCAAAGGCUGGGCCGGCCUCUCGCCCACCAGCACGGUCGGCCUGUUUGUCGUCCUGUACCUGCUCAACGCCAUCCAGCUGUUUGUCUACGUCGUCAUGCAGGUGCUCCUCGUCACGCGCACCCUGCAGGAUCGCUGGCCGCUCGGUGACAUUGCCUUUGGUGUCUUCUUCUUUGUCAUCGGCCAAGUCAUGCUGUACGCCUUUUCCGCAAAACUGUGCCGCGCAAUCAGCCACUAUCUUGACGGGCUUUUCUUUGCCACUGUCUGCAACCUGCUCGGCGUAAUGAUGGUCUACAAGUACUGGGACUCCAUCACAAAGGAGGACCUCGAAUUUUCCGUGGGCACUCGUAUGAACAACUGGGAGGUCAAGGAGUUACUUCCUGAGGAGGAUCGCCGUGCUACAAUGUACAUGGACGAUCCCUACGCUCAGACAACGGCCUACGACAUGCCGUACUCGCCCACAGCACGCUAUUCGGCAAAGUACUAG
This is a messenger RNA of Beauveria bassiana ARSEF 2860, 1002 nucleotides long. RefSeq names its product chitin synthase chaperone-like protein Chs7. NCBI's taxonomy places the organism in Eukaryota, Fungi, Ascomycota, Sordariomycetes, Hypocreales, Cordycipitaceae. The transcript is spliced from 2 exons. Gene Ontology annotation, biological process: protein folding. The record is from RefSeq and is a predicted model, not a curated record. Gene Ontology annotation, cellular component: endoplasmic reticulum membrane. Bases 1 to 1002 code for a protein of 333 amino acids.